Exaiptasia diaphana is the source of this 4273-nucleotide messenger RNA. RefSeq lists its product as uncharacterized. Bases 78 to 3650 code for a protein of 1190 amino acids. The transcript is spliced from 17 exons. Lineage: Eukaryota; Metazoa; Cnidaria; Anthozoa; Actiniaria; Aiptasiidae. The record is from RefSeq and is a predicted model, not a curated record. Gene Ontology annotation, molecular function: choline dehydrogenase activity; flavin adenine dinucleotide binding. Gene Ontology annotation, cellular component: mitochondrial inner membrane.
UCGAAGGGUGAAACAACGUUCUCUUUUCUAUAACCUCCUUUAUCGUAAAAAAAAACUGUGUUCUCCGCCCUUGGUAAAUGGCACUUUUUCGUUCUACAACACGGUUGCCAAAUGGUCACUUUACGACAAUACCGAGACGUCUUUGUCCCAGAAGAUUGAAUAACGAAGGUUCUAAUCUCCAAUCUAUAACAACAUUCUCAUCUACUCAUGAUUACGUCAUCUGUGGUGCUGGUUCAGCGGGAUGUGUUUUAGCCAAUCGUCUGUCAYCUGAUCCUAGUAAUAGCGUUCUAUUACUGGAGGCAGGACCAAAUGAUGCAUGGGCUGUAACCAUUCAGAUGCCAGCUGGUCUGCCCUUGGUAUUAGGAGGCACAAAAUACAACUGGUAUUACAGCACAAUUCCUCAAAAACAUCUGAAUAACAGAAUAAUGUAUUGCCCUAGGGGGAGGGUGUUAGGAGGGUCAUCGUCCAUCAAUGGAAUGGUGCACGUCAGAGGACAUGCCUAUGACUAUGACAGAUGGGAACGUGAAGGAGCCAAAGGCUGGUCGUAUGCUGACUGUCUGCCAUAUUUUAAGAAGUUAGAAACAACUGAGAGAGGAUCGAAUGAGUAUCGUGGUAAGGAAGGUCCUAUACGUGUCACCAGAGGAAAACUAGAGAAUCCACUCCACCAUGCGUUUCUCGAGGCAGGACAACAAGCUGGAUACCCAAUCACAGACGACAUGAAUGGUUACCANCAGGAAGGAGUUGGUUUAUUCGAUAAGAGUGUCCUAAGAGGAAAACGAUGUAGRACAGCAAAUGCGUAUCUUAAACCAGUUCAAAGGAAGAGAAGAGAACGAUUGCUUACYGAAACCAAAGCAUUUAUAACCAGAAUCAUCUUUGAAGGGAACAGAGCUGUAGGAAUUGAGUACGAAAAAGAUGGUCAGAUCAAUGUAGUAAGAGCAAGCAAGGAAGUAAUACUUUGUGGUGGUACAAUCAAUUCACCUCAGCUCCUGAUGCUCUCUGGGAUUGGUGAUGGCGAUGAACUAAAGAAGCAUGGGAUCCCUGUGGUUUGUCARCUWCCAGGGGUGGGCCAAAACCUACAGGAUCAUUUGCAGUUAUAUAUAAAGCAGGCAUGCACCAAACCAAUCACAAUGUGGAGAAAACAGCCAUUACCGCUUAUGCUUUCUAUUGGACUAAAAUGGCUCCUGACGAGAGGGGGUCCCGGAGCAACUUCRCACYUCGAAGUCGGUGGUUUCAUCAGAAGCCAUGAAGGUGUCCCUCACCCGAAUAUUGAGUUCCAUUUCUUUCCAACCAUGAGACAUGACCAUGGCAGAAAGCAAGGCGAUCAGCACGGAUACGCGCUUCAUGUAGGGUCAUUACGAUCUCAGAGUAGAGGAUCKAUCAAAUUAAAYUCKGCGAARCCACGUGACCARCCAGARAUUGAUUUCAAUUAUAUGUCAACCAAGGAAGACUGGGAAGAGAUGAGAGCAUGRGUACGACUCUCGAGAGAAAUUAUGCAUCAAAAAGCGUUUGAUGAAUUCAGAGGAAAAGAGCUCAGCCCCGGUAAAAGCAUUCAAAGUGACAAAGAACUCGAUGAAUUUAUUCGGCAAKGUUCCGAAACCGACUACCAUCCCACAAGUACCUGCAAGAUGGGUGACUCUUCUGACAAAAUGGCUGUGGUUGACAAUGAAGGGCGCGUAUUUGGUGUUGAAGGACUUCGUGUGGUAGACGCGUCAAUCAUGCCUAGUUUGGUCAGUGGUAAUACAAAUGUGCCCACUAUUAUGAUCGCAGAGAAAGUGGCUGARGUUAUCCUUGGUAACCCGUUGUUAACAAAYGAAUAUGUUGACGUCUACAAGACGCCAGACAAGGGACAGAGAUUAUUAUUGACUAGAACCAUGUCAUACUUMAGAGCAGGGUUCUCGUCUGGAUCACGAGUCCUUCUUGCAAGGCUACGAUGUUUUCGUCAUCCAAGAUGUGCUUCAAACAACGGCUCCAAUAUCCAGUCCUUUUCUACCGUCUCAUCUACUCAUGAUUACAUCAUCUGUGGUGCUGGUUCAGCGGGAUGUGUUUUAGCCAAUCGUCUGUCAGCUGAUCCCAGCAAUAGUGUUCUAGUACUAGAGGCAGGUCCAAGCGAUGAAUGGGUUAUGCCAGUCCAGAUGCCUGCUGGUCUACCCUUGGUAUUAGCAGGCACAAAAUACAACUGGUAUUACAACACUGUUCCUCAGAAACAUCUGAAUAACAGAAUAAUGUAUUGUCCAAGGGGAAGGGUGUUAGGAGGUACAUCGUCGAUCAAUGGAAUGGUGUACAACAGAGGYCAUGCGUAUGACUAUGACAGAUGGGAACGUGAAGGAGCCAAAGGCUGGUCUUAUGCAGACUGUCUUCCAUACUUUAAGAAGGCACAGAAACAUGAACUUGGUCCUAAUGAAUAUCGCGGUGGUGAUGGACCUCUUUAUGUAAUGAAAGGAAGAUUAGACAACCCUCUUCAUCAUGCAUUUCUACAAGCCGGACAGCAAGCUGGUCAUACGAUAACUGAAGAUAUGAAUGGCUACAAACAAGAAGGAAUUGGAGUGUUUGAUCUCACUAUUUACAAAGGCAAACGAUGGAACACAUCCAAUGCCUACCUUACACCAGUCAAAGCACAGCGAAAAGAGCAUUUGCACACAGAAACUAAAGCCUUUGUCACGAGAAUCCUUUUUGAAGGCAACAGAGCGGUUGGGCUAGAGUACGAGAAAGAUGGCCAGAUGAAGAGUGUAAGAGCAAACAAAGAAGUGAUUCUGUCAGGAGGYGCAAUCAACUCCCCUCAGCUCCUAAUGCUGUCUGGGAUUGGUGAUGGUGAUGAACUAAAGAAGCAUGGUAUUCCUGUGGUUUGUCAUCUACCAGGGGUGGGAKAGAACCUACAGGAUCAUGUACAGUUUCCAAUACAACAGGCAUGCACAAAGCCCAUUACACUUCAUAGCGACAGACCAGUCAUGAAAUUGGCUUCUGUUGGUCUUAAAUGGCUAUUGACCAAAAAAGGUCUUGGUACAUCUGGUCAACUUGAGACGGGUGGCUUUAUCAGGAGUGACGAUGUCUCCCAUCCAAACAUUGGGCUUCAUUUUCUACCGGCUCUUCUCGUUGAUCAUGGCAGAGUAUUAUCGACACAACAUGGCUAUGAGCUUCAUGUGAAUUCUUGGAGAUCUUCAAGCAAAGGGUUUGUCAAACUGAAAUCCGCUAAUCCACGUGACCAUCCACUUAUCGACUUCAACUACAUGUCAACGGAGGAAGACUGGAAAGAAAUGAAGAAAGCUUUGCUUCUUGGGAGAGAAAUCUUGCGUCAAAAAGCGUUCGACGACUUUAGAGGAGAUGAACUUAGUCCAGGUAAAUACGUCAGKAGUGACGAAGAGAUCAACGAAUUUCUUCGUCAAUGCACAGAAACAGGCUACCAUCCGACAAGUACCUGCAAGAUGGGUGGCUCCUCUGACAAAAUGGCUGUAGUCGACAAAGAAGCGCGCGUAUUUGGUGUUGAAGGACUUCGUGUGGUAGACGCGUCUAUCAUGCCUAGUGUGGUAAGCGGUAACACCAAUGCGCCCACGAUCAUGAUUGCAGAGAAAGCGGCUGAUCACAUCCUUGGGAACCCGUUGCUGACUAAGUUAAAUGUGCCCAUUUAUGAAACACCAGAAAAGGGGCAAAGGUGAUAAUUCAUUGGAAACGUUUGGUUCAUUUUUCAUAGUUAAACGUCAAUUGGUUUGACGUUCAAAUGAUAUCAGUCAAGCAAAAUGAUCUUUCCUUAUUGAGCAUCCCCCCGGGGUGAGCAAUGCACCUGUUUGAGUAGACAAAAUAUAUUUGACCUUUUCUUGGAGUACUCGAUCCAUUUUAUUAAAAAGGAGCUAAAUAUUAUUACCUUCAAAAUUCCUACAUUACAGACGAAAUUUAUAACUAUGUCAUUUAUCAACAAUACUGAAUUCAUUCAUUUCAAACUAUUCCAUAUCAAAUCAUGUUGGUUACAACCAAUCAGUUUAUCGUUCUUCUGGCUGUGAGGUGCAAGACAAUUAAUUAAGGGAUUUGAAACAAUCAUGCAUGUCAAAGUUAUAAUCAAUCUAGUCUUUUUAACUAACGUGUAUAGRUUAUAUUGUCACAUUAUCUCAUGUUGACUGACAUACUCUACUGAGCUAAACAUUUUAAAAUCCACGAUUCCUACUAACCAAGAACAAUUGGUUGUCCCGGAUCCAAGUUAUGUUAUUGCAUUCAAGAAAAGCUAUUGUAAAAAAAAUGAAAAUGAAAAUGAAAAGUAAAUAGUAUACAUGAGUUUACAAAUCCA